AUGAACAAAGUGGUGUCUGCUGUAACUUCAUCACAGGCGUCAUCAUUCGUUUCGGCUGAAGGAAAGCUUAAGGAGAAACGCUUUAUUUGUUUUCUUUAUCGUAAUUUAUUGAAAUUAUGCAGAUGUUAUGAUGAGCAUCCAGCUCUUAAAUUUUCACUUGUAAACCCUCGGAAUACCAAAAGUCGGAACCUCAUCACUCGAGGCUGGACAAAAACUCAACUUGGACAAUUUAUUCUUUCUCAAGUGUAUCGUGACCCAAAAUCCUUCUUCUACACGCCUCCUGGUGCUAAUUUUGAAAAGAUUUGUAAGAGUGUUUUCAGGAAGCAAUGUGCUGAUAAUCAUGACGAGGAAGGAAACUUCAAGUUUACCAAGAAUGAUGCAAUGGAAGUUUGUUUUGGGCUUCAAAGCGAAAUGAAUUUGAAUAUCGAAAAAACUAAGAAGCUUAUGGUUGUUAGAAAAUUUCCAACUGGUGAAAAAAGUGUUGAAAACAUGGAGACACAGCCAAUUGAAUUUUCUCUCGUGGAUACUACUGAACCCAAAAAAUUUCACAUUUUAGUUUCUCAUCCCAUGUUGACAGAUAUUGUUUUUGAGAGGACAUGUUUUGUUAUGACUGACAACAAACAGCGUGUCGCUUCAAUUUUAGGAAAGAGGGCUCAUGAACUUCGAAGAAAGAAGAAAAGAAAGAAAAUUCAAAAGCAAUUACCAUCCAUGACUGAAGAGCAUGUCCUCCAAACUCUCAAUGAAGAACAUGAGAAUAAUUCAAGUGCAUCUACUGUAUCCAAUUCAGAAAAUAACUCAACAUCACCAGACAAUACUGAAAAAGAACCGCUCUCAAAAACCUUAGAAGCCCAUAUUGAAACUUUUCCAAAUGAUCCCAAUUUGCUGAUAUCAAAAAUUCCUCUUACAUUUACUCCCUUAAUGCCUCAAACACCUGAUACCUUUCAAUACGAUGAUGACAAUUUUUCGAACAACCCAGUAGAGGACAACUAUGAUCCUAAUGACGAGUAUGACGACAAUGAUUCCAAUGAAUUUGAAUAUGACCUUGAAGAUACUGCUAACGACGAGAUGCUUUCAGUCUUAGAAGAAGAGAGUCAGCGAUAUCUCGAAAAUUUAUUAAAAGAGCUUGAAGCACGACAACGUUUAGCUUCAUGGAGAAAGGGACAACUCUCAUCAGAAAUUCAACAUGGCACAUGGAUGGUAGUCACAGUGGAUAAUCCAGCUCAAUUACUUUCGAUAGCAAAUUCCAAACCUCAUUGGGUCGUCUGGGAAUUUGUCAUUAAAAAGUUGAGUGCUACCUACCCUGAACUUGAGAGUUGGCUUGAUUUUCCAUUCCGUCCACCAACGAAAUAA
Messenger RNA from Naegleria fowleri, 1350 nucleotides. RefSeq lists its product as uncharacterized. The record is from RefSeq and is a predicted model, not a curated record. The transcript has 2 exons. Bases 1 to 1350 code for a protein of 449 amino acids. NCBI's taxonomy places the organism in Eukaryota, Heterolobosea, Eutetramitea, Acrasida, Naegleriidae.